This is a messenger RNA of Neltuma alba, 388 nucleotides long. RefSeq lists its product as uncharacterized. NCBI's taxonomy places the organism in Eukaryota, Viridiplantae, Streptophyta, Magnoliopsida, Fabales, Fabaceae. The record is from RefSeq and is a predicted model, not a curated record. The transcript is spliced from 3 exons. The coding region runs from base 62 to 388 and encodes 108 amino acids.
CACACUCAGACAGCGUCAGCACAAUGCCGAUUCACCUGCUUACCACGUGUAUCAUCUUCGCAUGGAUUGGUGGCAUAAGCUGAGAAGAACUUGGGGCCUGGUCCCUGCUCUGCUCAAACUUGGCAAAUCUGUUGGUGGUGGCUGUGGCAGAGGAAGCGGCGGAGAUGGAGGGUUGGUGAAGCUGAGAGAUGAAGUGGAAAUGUGUGGGUACAGAGACGUGGAGGUGAUGUGGAACAUGUUAAGCAUAAAGCAGACGGAGAAGACAGAAGGAAGAGGAAGGGUGAGACUGAAGGUGAAGGUGCCGAAACUGAAGGGCAAAAAUGGCAAGCGUGGCAACAAGCAACGACCUGUCUGGAGGCUUUUCUUUUGGACCAGUCAUGUCCCAUAA